UUGCAUCAACAGAGCGAGCUGUCAGGUGCAUGGAGCAGAGGCUCGUGCGGUUUGAUACCUAUACUGCCCAUCACCAGUCGCUUCUAUUAUUUCUCAUAAACGGUUGUUUCAUUUAGGAUUUAUCGAAUAUCAUUCCACUCAUGAAUGUUGACUUGAGAAUACUCUGAAGUGGACUAUAUCGGUGUGAAGGCUAACACACUGGGAUUCUGAUGCCUUCCAGACAACAAUCUAUGAUGGGGAAUUGAAGAGGCUCCUAUCAGGAACAUCAUCUGCAGCAGUUCCCAGGCUGUGGACUGAACAGACACCAUGAAGGGUCUAUCAAGCAGCCGCAGUCACCACCAUGUGGUCACCUAUGACCCUGCUUCCUAUGAUGCCCUAGGCCAUGGCCACCACCCUGAUCGCAAUCCCUACCUGAUCAAUCAAAUGGACAUGCCCAUGUCUCACCCCUCUGACCACCCCUACUAUGGCCAGGUCCAGAGCCACAUCCAGCAGAGGAACCACACUGCCUUCCCCUCAGACAGUAGUGUGGUGCCCUAUGGGACCUUCCCCAGACGACACUACAGUAGCUCACACUACGAGUUGAAGGAUCGGAUGGGGAAGGAUGAGUGUCCUGUGGUGCCCUAUGGUGUGGGUGUUGGUGUGGGUAACAUGGUCCCCAACAAGGGCGUCAACGUCCGCCUGCCAGUCAACCUGCUGGACCAGUUUGAGAGGCAGCCGUCGUUCACGCGGGAUGGGUACCACACGCUGCAGUACAAGAGGACGGCUCUGGAGCAACGCAGCGACAGCCCCGGACGCAUCCGCCACCUGGUCCACUCCGUCCAGAAACUCUUCGCCAAGUCCCACUCCCUGGAGGGUCCACAAACUCACUCCAAGCAGGGAAGCAUCAAUGGCAGCAGGAAUAGCCCCGAGAGUGAGACGCCCCCCACGCAGAAGCACCGCAAACGCAGCAAGAGCAGGGAGCGCUGCAAGUCGGCAGAGCCAAAGCAAAGGAGCUCCACCUCGGGCUACUGGAGCUCAGACGACCUCCUGGAUGACCGAGACGUCUGCCACAGCCACAGCCUGUUCCACAGCCCCACCGGAGUCAUGACCAUGGGCCGCCACCCUGACAAGUCCCAGUCACAGUACUUCAUGGAGGCCUACAACACCAUCAGCGAACACGCCAUGAAAACGUCGCGCAGCAAUAACGAUGUAGUAAAACACACCUGUGUCCCCUCCCAUAUCCCCAUAAGCAUGGACGCCCAGCUCAUGAAGAAGAGCUUGUGGUCGUCCAGUCUAACGGUGCCCCAGGAUGAGUGGAGUGGCUUCUCACCUCUGGAGGGGAAGGAGGACGAUAUCCCGUGUCGGCGCAUGCGCAGCGGCAGCUACGUGAAGGCUAUGGCAGAGGAUGAAGACAGCGGAGACUCAGAAGAAAGUCCUAAGCUGUGUCCAAAGAUCCAGGCCCAAGGUCGACGGGCCAGCUAUCUCAAAGCCACCCAGCCAUCACUGACUGAAAUGACCACCUUAAAGAUCUCCAACGAACACUCUCCGAAGCUGCAGAUCAGGAGCCACAGCUACCUGCGGGCGGUGAGUGAAGUUUCCAUCAAUAGGAGCCUGGACACCCUGGACCCCAAAGGGCUCCUGGACCCCAAAGCGCUGCUCUCCUCACCCCAAUACCGCUCGCGAAACGAGAGUUACAUGAGGGCAAUGAGCACCAUCAGCCAGGUGAGUGAGGUGGAGGUGAACGGGCAGAUAGAGCAGGUGUGUGAGCAGAUGUUCAGCGAGAUGGAGUCGCAGGCCAUGGAUGCGUUGGACCUGCCCAUGCCGAGCUGUUUCCGCAUGCGUAGCCACAGCUAUGUGAGGGCCAUGGACCAGGGCUGCUCCGAGGAUGAGGGGAUGUCUCUGCUGCCCGCCUCACCCCCCAGGACCACCACCACCACUGUCAGGACCAUCCAGAGCAGCACAGUGUCAUCAUGCAUCACAACCUAUAAGAAGACCCCUCCCCCGGUGCCGCCCCGCACCUCCAAACCCUUCAUCUCCAUCACAGCCCAGAGCAGCACCGAGUCGGCCCAGGAUGCCUACAUGGAUGGCCAUGGCCAGGGGGGCAGGGAUAGUCACCCGCAGGGAGACAUGACCAUCCAGUCAGGCCUGUCUAACUCCACAGAGAGCAUCGACAGCAUGAAGGCCCUAACGGCAGCCAUUGAGGCGGCCAACGCCCAGGUCCACGGCCCUGCUAGCCAGCAUGUUGCAAACAGCAGCAUCACCAUCACCACCACCACCUCGGCCCUGGCCCAUAUCACUGAGGACAGCAGGAAGGAGCAGGCCAGGCGGGCCAAGUGCCAGCUGUCCAUCGGCAUCCAGGUGGAUGGGCCAGAAGAGGAAGCUCUGGAGAUGGAAGACCAGUCCAAGUACCAAUCAAUUGGGGUCCAGGUGGAGGACGAGAGGGGAUACCGGCAGUUCAUCCGCUCCAACAGUGUAACGGCAGCAGUACAGGCAGACCUGGACAUGCCUGACAUAUUAGACAGCCCCCUGGACUCCCCAGAAACAGACCUGCCCUUCUCAGGCUCUGUGUCCCGCAAGUACUCCCGCGAAGCCACCACCUCGCCAGCCUCUGCCUCCACCGUCAGCAUCCAGGGCUCGGGCAACCACUACCAUGCCUGUACCUCAGACGACUACGAUGACGUGUGCUUCGACCCGUCCAUCCUGCCCCCGCCUGACCCCUGGAUCGACAGUGUGACUGAAGAUCCCCUGGAGGUAGUCCAGAAGUCUGUGUGCCAGAGGGACGGACGCUGGUUCCUCAAGCUGCUGCAGGCCGAGACGGACCGCAUGAAGGGCUGGUGCAGACAGAUGAAGCAGGACGAACAGGAGAACGACCUGCCGGAUGACAUCUUGGGGAAAAUGAGGCUUGCCGUAGGAAGUGCUCAGCUCCUGAUGUCACAGAAGUUCCAGCAGUUCCGGGAGCUUUGUGAGGAGAACCUGAACCCCAACGCCCGCCCGCGGCCCAUCUCUCAGGACCUGGCUGGUUUCUGGGACAUGCUCCAACUGUCCAUCGAGAACAUCAGCCUGAAGUUUGAUGAGCUGCACCAGCUGAGGGCCAACAACUGGAAGCCCCUGGACCCCCCGGAGAGAAAGUGAGCUGGUUUUGAGAAGUCAUUCCAUCUGGCACGCACCACGGGGCCUGACCUCGCUGGGCCACCGUACCUCAUGCAGUCAGUCGCCCCCCCGCUGCUGCGUCGUGUGUGGUUGUCUAUCUGUAGCGCUAGCCGUGUGCUGCUAUAGGUGUACUAAUGCUGUCUACGCUCCUGUCCCCCCUCCCCCCGAGGGCUAACUGACUAUUUGUCAUCCCUGUUCAGGAGAGACGGAUCCCCCCUCCUGUGCCAAAGAAACCCCCAAAAGGUCACCCUCCCCUGGCCCGUGAUAGGUCCCUGGAGAGCUCAGAGAAGCAGCGGCUGGAUGCGCGCAAGCGCUUGAUGGCCGCCAAGCGAGCCGCGUCGGUGCGGCAGAACUCAGCCACCGAGAGUGCAGACAGCAUCGAGAUCUAUAUCCCUGAGGCCCAGACCAGGCUAUGAGCUCCGCGGCAGGCACACCUUCACCACUACCCAUAGAGACAGAUUCACUUACAUCUCACACACCGCUAGAUCUCACACACAGGUAAACGCACACAUAUGCUUUUAACGGUAUGGUUCCUGUGAGCACACAGACCCACACAGAUUUUGUAAUAUAACUACACUAACUCUUUUCUCUGUAGUGGGAAGAGAAAUGCCAACAGUAUAGUUGUUUCUUUUACAUAUUCUUGUCUCUCUCACAAAUUUGAUCCUGGUCUUGUUUCCAUCUAUGUAACAUAGAUCCUCGCUUGAAGAUGACUCCUUCGUGAUCCUUCUUUUAAAAAGUGUAUCACUUUUACCCACACCUGAGUAACAUAAAUCAUGAUCUUGUGAAAUGUAUAGCAUUCUUAAUCAAUGUAGACACCUGUUGAUAUCCUAAAAGAUAGCAAAUAAGUAUGUUUGAGUAUUUGGUUUCUUUAGCUAUUUUUACUUUUACCUAAGCAUGGGCCAAACAGAAUCCCUUGCUUGAUGCCCCAUUCAACCUUCUCAAUAUUUUUGGGGGGAUUGUAACAUAAUUGGCAAACAAACAGGGUAUAUUAUGCUUAAGCAAUAUUCAUUUGAAAUCAGAUCAAGUAAAUGUGUAAAACAACUGAACACUUGUCCCAUCUGUAAAGAUCAGAGAUUUUAGAUAAAGAGGAUGCCUUCCUUUCUGUAGCCAAUUCUGUUGGUUUUGUCUGCUGAUGCUGUCAAUUGUAAAGACAUAGUUGCUUAUUCUAGAGAAUCACUAUCUGUUUAAACAUUUUAAUCAUUAAUGGUACAAGGACAACUAGAGACAAAAAAAAUUGAUACAUGUACUUAACUCACCCUGGUGUUUUCCCUUCUGUAAAUUCAGACAGGUGUCUAAAGUAGAUUUGUAUGACAAGUGAGGAUCUUUGUGGUGAUAAGCAGCCCAAUAUGAAAUACCCUAAACACUUAGAGAGGGACACUAAAAAACAUCUCUGGAAUGCAAGUUGUUUCAUUUCUUAACAAUGUCUUUCCAGUAGCAAGUUCAGUGGCUUAAUUGUAUUAGUAAACUGUUUCUUGGUAUGUUAGUUUAAUCCCAAAUGGACUCCUGGAAUGCCAUGUGACUGUGGUUGAGCAGGCUUAGCUCUGUUAUUUCUCAGGAAGAGAUGGAAAUUCAGUCUGUCAAAUCAGGGUCUCCUAGUGCUGGUCGUGUGUGUGUGUGUGUGUGUGUGUGUGUGUGUGUGUGUGUGUGUGUGUGUGUGUGUGUGUGUGUGUGUGUGUGUGUGUGUGUGUGUGUGUGUGUGUGUGUGUGUGUGUGUGUGUGUGUGUGUGUGUGUGUGUGUGUGUGUGUGUCGGUUUGUGUCCAUCAGUGUUUAGAGGUGUGUGUGUUUGAGUGUGGGUCUCUUAAAGUGCUUCCUGAUUUCCUCGUUUGAUAUGUUGGCCUUUAUUCAAUAUGGUCAAGUAGCCUCAUGAACAUAAUGUACAUAGUCAAAACAACACUUGUACUUGAAAAUAGCCAUGUGUGUGUUUGUACAGAAAUUAUACAUGAGGAUGUUCCUUUAAGCAUGCAGACAAUAUUAGAAAUACAAAAUCUAUACCUAAUUUAUACUUGUAUUCGUUUAUUUAUUUAACUAUUUAUUUAUUGAUGAUUGAGUUUUUUUACUGUUUGGAUUCUGUAUUAGUGGUCUGUUAUGCUACUGUGAUCUUAUGUUGUAUUGUAUAGGGAUUAUAUGUGCAUACAUAUGAACACAGAAUAAAAUAAUUAUGAACUCUG
Oncorhynchus kisutch (coho salmon) is the source of this 5298-nucleotide messenger RNA. RefSeq names its product disks large-associated protein 1. Gene Ontology annotation, biological process: signaling. The record is from RefSeq and is a predicted model, not a curated record. Gene Ontology annotation, molecular function: molecular adaptor activity. Lineage: Eukaryota; Metazoa; Chordata; Actinopteri; Salmoniformes; Salmonidae. The coding region runs from base 307 to 3111 and encodes 934 amino acids. Gene Ontology annotation, cellular component: glutamatergic synapse; postsynaptic specialization. The transcript has 12 exons.